Molecule: messenger RNA, 4595 nt
Organism: Arabidopsis thaliana (thale cress)
Lineage: Eukaryota; Viridiplantae; Streptophyta; Magnoliopsida; Brassicales; Brassicaceae
Gene: PHYA
Product: phytochrome A
Exons: 5
Coding region: 937-4305 (1122 amino acids)
Biological process (GO): protein-tetrapyrrole linkage; detection of visible light; far-red light signaling pathway
Cellular component (GO): cytoplasm; nucleoplasm; nuclear speck
Molecular function (GO): protein homodimerization activity; identical protein binding; phosphorelay sensor kinase activity
Source: RefSeq, marked reviewed
GAUCUCUUAUCCUUUGGACGAUUCUCUUCAAUCGGAUUUAUAAGAAUCAACCCCAUUUUGUUCUUCUUCCACUUUACUUCUUUUUUCCUCAUUACACAGUCUUAGUCACAUCGGUGAAAAUAUCAAUUAAUAUUCCCCAGAAAGUUGCCAAGAUUUACAAGUAGUAGUACUUGAUAUAUCUUAAGCCCACUGUUCUGUUUUAGCGAGGAAAAUGUUACCGGCGAAGCCGACCCUGUUCUUGAUAUGUGUGUGAAGUUUGUCUUUUAUCCAAAUUAAGCUUUUUUCUUCUUUUAUUUUAUUCCAUUAUAAAAUAUACAAAUCGCCCAUACUCCGAGACAUGGGCAUACGUAUUCGGGGUGGUCCCAUUCAUCGUCGUCGUCUGUGUUAGGGAGCACAAAUAAUAGAGAGGCGUAGCACAAGAGAGAAGGUGGUGAUCGAGGCCAAGAUUUAGAAUUUAACUAUAACAAAAAGCCUCUGACGAGUGUGACUAGUCACAAGAUCUGAUCAUGGCUUCUUGAAACUUCUUCUUCUUCUUUCUUCUCUUUAAAGGUACCUACUUUCCUUUUCCCAAAGUUUCCUCCUUUUUUUUCUUUUUUUAACUAUAUAUAUUGAAGCUUGCUUCGAUUGAUUUCUGCUGGGAGCUUACCAGCUAGCUACUGGUCUCACUCUUCUUACUGAAAUUGAUUCUAACUUUGAAGUUAAUUUCUUAAAGCUAUCCUCUGUUGUCAUCAAUACCCUCUUGUUUUCUGCGAUAUAAAGGUUUUGUAGGUCUCUUUCGAUCUGGCUUGAUGUGUGUUUGUUUUACUCAACUUUUUAUAGUGUGUGAUCAUUUAUGAGAAGAAGCAUCCAAUUAAUUAAUCUCAUCCUUUUAUCGCUUUUAACUCCUACGAUUGCUUUCCCUGUGGGGACUUUAUUGUUCCUUUUGAAAGGAAAAAAAUGUCAGGCUCUAGGCCGACUCAGUCCUCUGAGGGCUCAAGGCGAUCAAGGCACAGCGCUAGGAUCAUUGCGCAGACCACUGUAGAUGCGAAACUCCAUGCUGAUUUUGAGGAGUCAGGCAGCUCCUUUGAUUACUCAACCUCAGUGCGUGUCACUGGCCCGGUUGUGGAGAAUCAGCCACCAAGGUCUGACAAAGUUACCACGACUUAUCUUCAUCAUAUACAGAAGGGAAAGCUGAUUCAGCCCUUCGGUUGUUUACUUGCCUUGGAUGAGAAGACCUUCAAAGUUAUUGCAUACAGCGAGAAUGCAUCUGAGCUGUUGACAAUGGCCAGUCAUGCAGUUCCUAGUGUUGGCGAACACCCUGUUCUAGGCAUUGGGACAGAUAUAAGGAGUCUUUUCACUGCUCCUAGUGCGUCUGCAUUGCAGAAAGCCCUUGGAUUUGGAGAUGUCUCUCUUUUGAAUCCCAUUCUUGUGCACUGCAGGACUUCUGCAAAGCCCUUUUAUGCGAUUAUCCACAGGGUUACAGGGAGCAUCAUCAUCGACUUUGAACCCGUGAAGCCUUAUGAAGUCCCCAUGACAGCUGCUGGUGCCUUACAAUCAUACAAGCUCGCUGCCAAAGCAAUCACUAGGCUGCAAUCUUUACCCAGCGGGAGUAUGGAAAGGCUUUGUGAUACAAUGGUUCAAGAGGUUUUUGAACUCACGGGGUAUGACAGGGUGAUGGCUUAUAAGUUUCAUGAAGAUGAUCACGGUGAGGUUGUCUCCGAGGUUACAAAACCUGGGCUGGAGCCUUAUCUUGGGCUGCAUUAUCCUGCCACCGACAUCCCUCAAGCAGCCCGUUUUCUGUUUAUGAAGAACAAGGUCCGGAUGAUAGUUGAUUGCAAUGCAAAACAUGCUAGGGUGCUUCAAGAUGAAAAGCUUUCCUUUGACCUUACCUUGUGUGGCUCCACCCUUAGAGCACCGCACAGCUGCCAUUUGCAGUACAUGGCCAACAUGGAUUCAAUUGCAUCUCUGGUUAUGGCGGUUGUAGUUAACGAGGAAGAUGGAGAAGGGGAUGCUCCUGAUGCUACUACACAGCCUCAAAAGAGAAAGAGACUAUGGGGUUUAGUGGUUUGUCACAAUACGACUCCGAGGUUUGUUCCAUUUCCUCUCAGGUAUGCCUGUGAGUUUCUAGCUCAAGUGUUUGCCAUACACGUCAAUAAGGAGGUGGAACUCGAUAACCAGAUGGUGGAGAAGAACAUUUUGCGCACGCAGACACUCUUGUGCGAUAUGCUGAUGCGUGAUGCUCCACUGGGUAUUGUGUCGCAAAGCCCCAACAUAAUGGACCUUGUGAAAUGUGAUGGAGCAGCUCUCUUGUAUAAAGACAAGAUAUGGAAACUGGGAACAACUCCAAGUGAGUUCCACCUGCAGGAGAUAGCUUCAUGGUUGUGUGAAUACCACAUGGAUUCAACGGGUUUGAGCACUGAUAGUUUGCAUGACGCCGGGUUUCCUAGGGCUCUAUCUCUCGGGGAUUCGGUAUGUGGGAUGGCAGCUGUGAGGAUAUCAUCGAAAGACAUGAUUUUCUGGUUCCGUUCUCAUACCGCUGGUGAAGUGAGAUGGGGAGGUGCGAAGCAUGAUCCAGAUGAUAGGGAUGAUGCAAGGAGAAUGCACCCAAGGUCAUCGUUCAAGGCUUUCCUUGAAGUGGUCAAGACAAGGAGUUUACCUUGGAAGGACUAUGAGAUGGAUGCCAUACACUCCUUGCAACUUAUUUUGAGGAAUGCUUUCAAGGAUAGUGAAACUACUGAUGUGAAUACAAAGGUCAUUUACUCGAAGCUAAAUGAUCUCAAAAUUGAUGGUAUACAAGAACUAGAAGCUGUGACCAGUGAGAUGGUUCGUUUAAUUGAGACUGCUACGGUGCCAAUAUUGGCGGUUGAUUCUGAUGGACUGGUUAAUGGUUGGAACACGAAAAUUGCUGAGCUGACUGGUCUUUCGGUUGAUGAAGCAAUCGGGAAGCAUUUCCUCACACUUGUUGAAGAUUCUUCAGUGGAAAUCGUUAAAAGGAUGCUAGAGAACGCAUUAGAAGGAACUGAGGAGCAGAAUGUCCAGUUUGAGAUCAAGACACAUCUGUCCAGGGCUGAUGCUGGGCCAAUAAGUUUAGUUGUAAAUGCAUGCGCAAGUAGAGAUCUCCAUGAAAACGUGGUUGGGGUGUGUUUUGUAGCCCAUGAUCUUACUGGCCAGAAGACUGUGAUGGACAAGUUUACGCGGAUUGAAGGUGAUUACAAGGCAAUCAUCCAAAAUCCAAACCCGCUGAUCCCGCCAAUAUUUGGUACCGAUGAGUUUGGAUGGUGCACAGAGUGGAAUCCAGCAAUGUCAAAGUUAACCGGUUUGAAGCGAGAGGAAGUGAUUGACAAAAUGCUCUUAGGAGAAGUAUUUGGGACGCAGAAGUCAUGUUGUCGUCUAAAGAAUCAAGAAGCCUUUGUAAACCUUGGGAUUGUGCUGAACAAUGCUGUGACCAGUCAAGAUCCAGAGAAAGUAUCGUUUGCUUUCUUUACAAGAGGUGGCAAGUAUGUGGAGUGUCUGUUGUGUGUGAGUAAGAAACUGGACAGGGAAGGUGUAGUGACAGGUGUCUUCUGUUUCCUGCAACUUGCCAGCCAUGAGCUGCAGCAAGCGCUCCAUGUUCAACGUUUAGCUGAGCGAACCGCAGUGAAGAGACUAAAGGCUCUAGCAUACAUAAAAAGACAGAUCAGGAAUCCGCUAUCUGGGAUCAUGUUUACAAGGAAAAUGAUAGAGGGUACUGAAUUAGGACCAGAGCAAAGACGGAUUUUGCAAACUAGCGCGUUAUGUCAGAAGCAACUAAGCAAGAUCCUCGAUGAUUCGGAUCUUGAAAGCAUCAUUGAAGGAUGCUUGGAUUUGGAAAUGAAAGAAUUCACCUUAAAUGAAGUGUUGACUGCUUCCACAAGUCAAGUAAUGAUGAAGAGUAACGGAAAGAGUGUUCGGAUAACAAAUGAGACCGGAGAAGAAGUAAUGUCUGACACUUUGUAUGGAGACAGUAUUAGGCUUCAACAAGUCUUGGCAGAUUUCAUGCUGAUGGCUGUAAACUUUACACCAUCCGGAGGUCAGCUAACUGUUUCAGCUUCCCUGAGGAAGGAUCAGCUCGGGCGUUCUGUGCAUCUUGCUAAUCUAGAGAUCAGGUUAACGCAUACCGGAGCUGGGAUACCUGAGUUUUUACUAAACCAAAUGUUUGGGACUGAGGAAGAUGUGUCAGAAGAAGGAUUGAGCUUAAUGGUUAGCCGGAAACUGGUGAAGCUGAUGAAUGGAGAUGUUCAGUACUUGAGACAAGCUGGGAAAUCAAGUUUCAUUAUCACUGCGGAACUCGCUGCAGCAAACAAGUAGUCCCCAAAAGAAAAGGGGUCUGGCUUGAUAUAAAAUAGUCACUGGUUGUUCUUUGCUUGUAACUUUCCUUAUCGCUUUUGUUUUCGUUUUCAAAUUUCAGUAACGAUGAAAUAUCCAUCCAUUUACAUCUUCUGUUGAACUCUUUUCUGAAGCUGUAAAUAUGGAUGCAUAUCUAAUCUCCUCCUGAGUGUUUUGGUUUCAUGAUGUAUCAUUCAAAAUAAGUAAUAUAGGAGAAAUGAGCUAAUGUUUACGGUCCAUGGUUUAUCAUAAUGGCAGAAACUCAAACAAAU